CAUAAAAAGAACUGCAGCCACACUGCGAUCCUCUGGAGAAUAAAGAAAUGAUUUCAUCAGGCCUGGUUGGAUGUAACUUGCAGGCUGCAGAGGCAUAACGAAGAGAAAGGAGAGCUAGAAAAAAAAAUGCAGCACAGCUCGGUCCUGUCGGCGUGGUUCCGGCUGGUUUCGUUUUGCAGGCUGUUUGGGAAUACUGAAAACGGGCGCAGAGCCUGCACAAGAAUGUGCAGUUUUCAGAGGGGCGGAGACAAGCUCGCCUUGCAUCUAUAGCGAGUAAAGCGGCGUAUAGGCUGCCUCACUGUAGAGAAUAGCGUAAGUUCACAAUAGGAAAGUGUAGGCUUCUCUCUCGGUUCUUCUGGGCCAUUAUGGUUGGAUGUUUUUCGGUCGCAGAGACGAGUCACACAGCCCGGUCGGCAUUUUGUUCGGUGCUGCUGAACUAACCAGACUCGUCCUUGGUAAAGUGACACUGGGGUUCGAACAAGUGACCCGCCUAACAUAGUUAGAAGUGCGGCUAUUUUAGAGAGAUGCAACAGUGUAAUCAGGAGGAAACACGGCAGGGUUACAUUAAACGGAUAACAGCCUGAUUUCCCUGCGUAAUGUUAAAGAGCGCCUUCCACGGCUGUUUCCCCGUGGGGUGGCUAUGAAAAGUGGACUGUCUGGUUUGUUUUCUCCAUCCACUUCAAGCCUGCAUGGAACAAAGUGUGCUUUAUGAAACAUAACCUGCGCCGUGAGGUGGAUCCAGGCGGUUUGUCAGCGUGGGCUUAUAUGUCGUAACAUUUCUAGCCAAGAGUCCAGCGUCUCCCGAAAUCAUCAUGAGGACCACCGAGGAGCCAGACGGCUUUGACGGCGAGGCCUCCAACACUUCCAUGAUCUCCGGGGCCAGCAGUCCGUAUCAACCCACCACCGAACCCGUCCACGCGAGGAACGUUUUGGGGGGGAUAAUGUGCGACGUGGAGUACCUCAAGUCAUACUUUGGAAUUUUAAAGGUGGUUGAAGUGGUCCUAUCACUUAUUGGAUUCAUCUGCAUAGAGACUAUCAUGAUGUGUUCUCCCUGUGGAGGGGUCUACUUCUUCGAGUUUGUCAGCUGCAGUGCCUUUGUGGUGACAGGAGUCCUCCUCCUGAUCUUCAGCCUCAAUCUGCACACCAAGGUGCCCCACGUCAACUGGAGCCUCACGGACCUUGUUAACACUGCUGCCAGCAGCUUCUUCUUCUUCUUGUCAUCUCUUGUGCUGGCCUGCAUCAACCACAACACUGGAGCUGAAAUAGCAGCAGUGAUCUUCGGCUUCCUGGUGACAGGUGUGUAUGGAAUUAACACCUUCCUGGCAGUACGGAGGUGGCGCCUUGGCAAUGGGUGUCAGGGGGCGGCUCAGACCAGCGAGUACAUGCGUGCACGCACGGCAUCUCGUGGAGAAAUGGAGGCAAGACCUGAUCUUGCAUGAGUGCUGGCAGACAAUCAAACGCACUAAGGGAAAGCCACACUACCGGCAGCUGACUGAGGUGGACUCUGCCUUCAAAACAGUAUUUCAUUCAAGUCUCGAGUGGAAGGGCCGUCUCAAGCUCACCACAUGCUUCUGACUUCUCAUCACAACACCUCAGCUGUGCUUUCUGUCUGCCCAGCCACUGAAUAAAUCUUCAUUUCAUAGCCACAGAUGAGAGUGUCUUAGUUAUCCUGGCUUCAGUGAUACAUUAAGUCUCUAAAGUGAAGAGCUCGAGACAGAAUUCAAGGUAUUCUCUUUAAAACGUUCCAUCCACCUAUCUUUCUAAAUCAUUGUGAAAGAUGACUUUCACGAAGAUCCAAACAAAAAAAAGGCUGACUUCACUCAAACUGUGCACCAACACGUAGGUGUUGACUUUUUAGAAAGUUUUGUGUUUCACUGUGAAUGAAGUCAAGUAAAAGAAGGUCAGCUUUUGUACAGUUUGCUUGUUUCGUGCUGCUUUCUGUGAAGUCUGUGGUAAUAAAUGUAAUCAUGGAUCCAGGAGGCCACUGGACCAGCAGCAUACAGUAACCUGCAGUACAACAGAAGCACCAUGACUUUCCUGUUCUUUCUUACAUACUGACAUCAGCCUUUGGCUUCUACCUGUGAGCAAAGCUGACAUUAGAUAUUUAAUCUAAAGAUUACACAUGCUGACAUAAGAGUUUGUUUCUCCUUUGUCUUGACUAACUUUACAAAUUCCUUUGCGACCUUUAGUUGCUUUUAAGAUCUUUCCCGCCAGCAGUUAUACAGUGACAGCGCAGGGUCAUUCUUAAAUGCAAUAAAGAUGGACAGUACUACAUAAGGUGAAAAUAUUGAAAUGAGUGAAAAAGAUUUACUUCUUUGCAACACAAAUGCAUCCAAUGGUGGUGACAUAAUUAUGAGACCAAAAUAAAAACUUUUAAUACUUUAUUCCAUCUAUUUUAUCCUAGGUUGUGCAGAAACUAUCCAAACAAUAUUCACAUUAGCAUUUCGAAAAUUUAACUUUUGAGGUCUGUGUUGGGUCAACACUGUGAGCCAGGAGUAGGUUAUUUCAGGUGAUGAUAAGGUAAUUGGUAUCUUGUUACUUUUGCACAUAUCCAAGGCUUCAGGUUACACAAAUGCUGACGGCACAUCAGUGAGAUUCAUUUUGAAACAAACAUCAGUAGGUAACCUGGUCGAGAUCAAUGCCCUUAGCCUAUACACUGUAUCUCAGGUAUUGACACACUCCUUUCAAUCUUUCAUUCUUAAAAAAACAUUUGAAAUAAAAUCACAGUGUGCCUCGACCUGAACACUGUAUUUAUUAAUGCCUUCCUAAUUAUUACACAUAGGACUAUCACAGAGAAUGGAAUUAAUGACCCUUUAAGUUAAGUGAAAAUUAAUUUAAAAAGAGGGUGAAGGUGGAGACAGGGUGAUGGAAAUACGAUACAUUAUUGUCACAGCUUUCACUCUGUAUUUGGUUGAAUUAAAAUGUCUGUAUAUGUAUCUACAGUAUAUUAUCACAUACUUCAUCUAUCAUUCCACAUUGUAGCUGUUAUAAAGCUCAUACAUACAGAGUGCAAAACAGACUUCAUUCCUUCAAUGUUUUUCUGUUCGGCCAGUGUACCUGUACAAACAGAAGGCCUAAUCUUGAAAAAUCACAUCAUGUUUGCUUUUUAGGAUGAAGGAAGAAAUGUCAACUUAAUUUGUGGUGUCUUACAUUGUUCUAAUGCAUUGAAUCUACACUACAGUUACACAUGUGUAUGUUUUUGUUGUUGUUUGAGACGUCUUUAUGUAUAUUAGGUUGGAUGAGUGUGCAGGAACUAAAUCAACUCUAUGGCUCCAUCUUCUGGUCGUCAUCUACAAUGUACUCAUUGUGACGUCAGUGGACUGACUGUACAGCCAGAUAACUACAGUAGUGUGUGUACAAGGGAAGGACCAGAAAUGUAUUUGUCUGUGGUUUAAAAUAAAAACUGUAUGACUUCUUAAACAGCCUAAAACGUUUCCACGCUACACAGUAUGCUUGAUUAAUCUAAGACUUUUUCUCAUGUUUUUAGUAACUUAUAUCAUGUACAACUGCUAUUUUUCCUGGUUUGGUGACCGAAGUAGUUUUAUGAAUAGACAAUCAUAUUUGUUAUUCUGUCUCUCACUUACAUUGAUCGAUUUGUUUCUGAGUGAUGUAAGCAUGGUCAUAUAAACAUUUGUACAGCAAACUUUGAAACACAAUCAUGCAAGUGCAUUAUGCUAUUUGAUGAUAUAAACUGACCACUGUAUUUGUCACAAACUAUCAAGCUGCAGCUCUCUAUAUACAAUUUUAUGCUACAAUAUGUUAUGAACUGUUUGUAUUUAUGGGGAAGAGAAGAAAUGCUUUCCACUAGUUUCCAGAUUGGGCUAAAAAAGCAGACAUGAUCAGUUUGACUGUUUGGAUUAAGUUAGGGGUGCGCUGCUCUCCUGUUUCCUUUUAAUUCUGUGUGCUUUGUUAAUGAUUACAACGAGGUCUGUCUUAUACAGCAUGGAGCCGUACUUAGCUGUAUUUUUGUAUUUAAAACAAUCAUAAGAGGCUUCAUGUCAGUUUAUAGUGACAAUUUAAAUAAAGUGAUUUGGACAUUA
Siniperca chuatsi (mandarin fish) is the source of this 4040-nucleotide messenger RNA. RefSeq names its product CKLF-like MARVEL transmembrane domain containing 4 (gene cmtm4). Gene Ontology annotation, cellular component: membrane. The record is from RefSeq and is a predicted model, not a curated record. Bases 813 to 1439 code for a protein of 208 amino acids. NCBI's taxonomy places the organism in Eukaryota, Metazoa, Chordata, Actinopteri, Centrarchiformes, Sinipercidae. The transcript is spliced from 4 exons.